UAUAAUUCGCAGAGUCUAAGUUUAUCAGAUUUCAGUUUCAGUUGUAUCAUACAUCCUUGAAAUUUUGCUUCUUUAAGUUUAAAGUCAGAUGCUUUCAAGUAGUUUUGAGCUCUUUGUUGUUGGGUUUUGAGUAAAAUGACUUUAAUUCUUGAAUAAUGCUUUGUUUCAACUAGGCUUCAUCAGUGUAUCAUCAAAUUCAUCAUUUCUCAUAUCUCAUAUACACACAUAUAAGAUAGGAGAGAUGAUGAACUUGUAGAGUAUAUUGAAGCUUAGCUUGAUUAGAGAUAACAUAUAUAGAUGACAGAUGUUAUUCGGUUGUCUGUAUAGUAAGGAUGCCCAGAGGAAUUUGGUUUCUAUUGUCCCACUCAUGUAGAAUUGAAAUUCCAAAUAUAAUUAUAACUGGUAUUGUUUAAACAAAUGAAAGGGAUUAAAGAAAUGAAAGCAAACAAACUGAGUGGUUACGUGUUUGACUAUUGAUUAGCAUUGCCAACGAGGAAGAGAUGCAUUCUACGAAUUGAUGUAGAGGUGUUCUUUAAGGUUCAGAUUAGAGCCCAGAGAAGCCUUGUGUACUUCCUUGUGAGAUGGUCUGUUGCAAACAAAGAUUUCAAAUAUGGUUGUCCCAAGUAAAUCAUAACUAAUUGUAUCUUGUCUGGCUAACAUGGAAGUAUGGAGAAGUUCACAGAAGAGUUGAGCUGAUUGGUGCUUUUGUUUUCUGAGCUGGUUGAUGGAUUUGGCUAAACUUUGGUUAUAAUCUUGUUUUCUUUGGUAUCUUGAGAAGUAGAUCUGGACAUGUUUUCUGAAGUGGAACUGGUUAGGGGUGUAGUUGUCCUUGCUGAAAAGCUAGACAAAGACAGUGCGGUUACUUCAAGAUCCGUUAUAACAACACAGCUUUUGGAGGACUUGUUAAGAGAGAAGGCCAGCAAGGAUCAUGGCUACUUCCUUAAAGUCACUGCCUUGAAGAUGAUAGGAAAAGGACAGAUUUCAGACGACUCAAGAAAGAUGUUGUUCCCUGUAGCUUUUAGCUGUCGCACGUUCAUACCGUGCCAGGGGGAGAUUUUGGAGGGAGUCGUUCGUCAUGUGCAUAACCUUGGGGUGAUCAUUAGAUGUGGACCUCUUAACUAUGCUUUUCUGUCAGCUCGAAAAAUGCCAAAUUACCACUAUGUCGAUGGGAUGAAUCCUUUCUUCUUGAGGGAUGACCUUGCAAAGAUAGACAAAGAAGUUGUGGUUCGGUUCAGGGUGCUUCAGGCUAAAUGGAUAGAGAAGAGUAGAGAGAUGAGGAAGGAGUUUGUGAUGGUUGUUAGUAUAGUUGGUGAUUCACUCGGCCCUGUUUGUGGUCCUCAUGAAUCAGAUUUGUAACUAUUCAAACCAAAUGAAGGCUUCUGUAAAUUUAAAUGUUAGGAAUAUGAAUUCAGUCUACCUUUAAUCAAGUGAUUAUGAGACGUGACAUCUAAA
Messenger RNA from Rosa chinensis, 1452 nucleotides. Its product is annotated as DNA-directed RNA polymerase subunit 7-like protein. Gene Ontology annotation, biological process: DNA-templated transcription initiation. The coding region runs from base 790 to 1356 and encodes 188 amino acids. Lineage: Eukaryota; Viridiplantae; Streptophyta; Magnoliopsida; Rosales; Rosaceae. The transcript is spliced from 2 exons. Gene Ontology annotation, molecular function: single-stranded DNA binding; single-stranded RNA binding. The record is from RefSeq and is a predicted model, not a curated record.